GUUUGCACGACGAAGGAAAUAUAGAGCAGAACGACUACAGCAAAGGACGCAUUCAAAACGAUCACGUGAUCACGGUUUGAAUCUAUAGUUUUCUGGACGUGAUUCAGUCGCGUGACAGGUUAAAUGAUACACCUUUAGUUGAAAUAUAGUAAACAAUUUCGUCAAUAUGCAUGAAUAAAAAUGUAACGUUGAUUUAAACUAAAUCAGUUAUGAGAAAACUGUGGACAUUAUGUGGCCAUACCUGUGGCAGCACAGCCGACUAUUCAAAUUAUGAAGCCCUCCUAGUGAUGCCAAGGCCAACUGUUGAACGUCUGUCGCCGUACAUGUGUUAGCACAGCGGACUGUUGAACACAAUUUUUUUGUGUGUGGAAUAGACAGCCGACAACCCAAAUUUCACUGGUCUGCCAUGGCUAGCUUUGAAAUCAGCAGUGACAGGUCGGUGGUGACCACACAAAGUCGGUGCUCAUGUACCGCGGGUGUCGGACACAUCUUGUCCAAAUAUGCUGACGUCUGCUCCCUGAACGGUGUUGUCUUCAUCAAGAGCUCCAAGACCUGGACCAUGAAACUCAUCUGGGCAUGUCUACUGGUCACCGCCAUCGGCUUUAUGGGUUUCCAUUUGUACAGGUAAAAGAACUUUGAAACGUUUUCAAAAAGGGAGAAAAACCGGUUCGUUAAAAAAAUCAAGAACUCAACUAAUCGAACAAUUCAUGGAUACAUUUUUAUUAAGUACCAGGUAUCUCCCCGUGGUGCCUAAGGCGCCCUAACUCGGCACAAUGAAUGGCACACUUUUAGUCGUAGUUUAUUUUAGUUAAACUGAAGAAGUAAGUUUACAAACAUAUAGUCCAUUCCAUUAUCUUUCAUUUGAUACCUAAUUUUGUCUUACAAACCCAAUAAUAAUAUUUUAAACUAGAUAGAGCCCGCCAAACAUUGGCUGCGUCAACUUCCAAUCUACUAUAAUUACUUGACAAAACAUGAACUCAAGUAACGCACAUUUAAGAAUCCCAAUAUUUGCUACACCCCUUCCCCCCAUGAUACGUCACUGCACACUUUUUUAUUUCCCGUCCAUGAACUAUAUUAAGAUUCUCUUUUAAACCGAAUAUUUUUUUCUCAAUGCUGAAAUGGGAGUCGCUUAGUCGAUUGAUUUGUCACGUGAUGAGAGUAAAAACGAGUAAGACUUCCGGUAGGUUGUAUACAAUACACUAGUGCUUGACAACAGUAGCCAGAUAAACACUAUAACUAGUAAUUCAAGAUGCCUAGGCAAUUUUCGGCUUUUGGCUGUUCAAACAGUCAAGUUGAGGACAGCGGUAUAAGUCUGCAUAAGUUUCCACUUAAGGAUAAAGACAAUUUAAGACGAUGGCUUGACAAAGUGGACCUUCGUUAAUUAUUCACAUGAAAUCUUGUUCCAACCGGUUAUUAAAAUAUUCCUUCGCCGCACCGAUAUUGAAUAAAAACGCAAAUGACGUCAUGGGUAUGCCGACAUUUCGUCCAAUGAAAAUUAACAAUAAAAUAAACAAAGGGGAAUGACUCCUGCAGCAAUAUUGAAUAAACACGCAAAAUGACGUCAUGAGCACGCACGGAGCUCAACAACAGCCUGCCGAUAAUAGUAUUGAUAAUUCCCAUCGAAUAUCGCUCACAAAUUUUUCUUGAAAUAACUUUCUUCCUUUAAUCAUAACUGACGUAUAUUUAUUGUCACAUCUAUGGAUUUCAUUUAAAAAACGCGUGUAUUCCAGAAUAUGUUGAAAGGUAAAAAUUUUAAGUAACAUGACAUGGGGAAGCACUGAUGAAGUAUCUUUUGUUGUGUGUAGCAGCCUAGUGAUGGCUUACUCUCAUCACAUGACCAAACAAGGAAGUGACUAAGCGACUCCCAUUGAUACGAUUUCAUUUCCGAAAAGAAAAUAGUACGCACCAAAUGCAAUUUCGUUAUUUUAAAAAAAAAAUAUACAUGAUUUAGCGUUGUUAUCGGGAAUUAUAUUUUGCGCACUAGUGAACUCAUUAUAUAACCACACUCUGGCGUAUCUAUACAUAGCCUGCGUGGUGGUGGUGUUUGACCUUUGCUGGCGAAUUAUAUAUAUAAAUAGUUUUUUUUUAAUCCCAACCUAUCACUUCUGGUACCCGGGUUCGAAUAGUCGCAUUCUUAUUUUUAAUUCAUUGAGUUAAAGCAAAACUGUGAUAUUGUUUACAUUCAUUUGGGCCAUUAACAUUAGUUUUGAUUUUAUUUCGCAAUUAGAAAGUGUUUAAAGUAUGUUCUUAUAAGAUUGUUCGACUAUUUAAAGACUCGAAUGCUAAACGAUAUCUCAUCUCCCUCUCCAGUCUUUUCGCGACAUACUUUGAAUAUAAGAAACAUACCCAGAUUGAUUUAACCUUCAGCAACCUCCAGUUUCCGGCAGUGACCAUCUGCAAUGCCAACCCGAUCAGGAAGUCCAAGGUAGAAAUUUAAGGACAAACAGAAUCCAAAAUUGUUAACUAGCUGUUGAGAGAUUUGAUUUUUUUUUUUUAAAUUGGCCAAAGAAUUGUCUGAAAGUGUAUGCAGAACUGUCUGACAGUAGCCAUAGAACUGUCUGACAGUAGCCAAAGAACUGUCUGAAAGUAGCCAUAGAACUGUCUGAAGUAGCCAUAGUAGUGUCUAAAAGUCGCCAUAUAACGGUCUGAAAUUCACCAUAUAGAACAGUCUAAAAGUAGCUAUAGAACUAUGUAAAAGAAUCUAUAGAACUGUCUAAAAGUAGCGUUAGAACUGUCUGAAAGUAGCCAUAAACUGUCUGAAAAUAUCUAUAGAAUUGUCUGAAAGUAGCCAUAUAACUGUCUGAAAGUAGCCAUAGAAAUGUUUGAAAUUAGCCAUAGAACCCUCUGAAAGUAGAUAUAAAACUGUCUGAAAGUAGCUAUAGAUGUCUGAAAGUAACCAAAGAACUAUCUGAAAGUAGCUAUAGAACUGUCUGAAAGUAGCCAUAGAACAGUCUGGAAGUAGCCAUAGAACUGUCUGAAAGUAGCAAUAUAACUAUCUGAAACUAGCUAUAGAACUUUAUAAAAAUAGCUAUAGAACUGUGAAAGUAGCUAUAGAACUGUCUGGAAAAGGCUACAUACAUGUAUAAUGUAACUAUAGAUCCGCCUGAAAGUAGCUAUUGAACUGUCUGAAAAUAAGUAUAGAAUUUUAUAAAUGUAGCUAUAGAACUGUCUGAAAGCAGCUAUAGAUCAGUGAAAGUAGCUAUAGAGCAGUCUGAAAGUAGCUAUAGAACUGUAUUUUUGUAGCUAUAGGUCUGUUUUGAAGUAGCUAUAGGACUGUGAAAGUAUUAUAAAACUGUCUGAAAAUAGCUAUAGAACUGUCUGAAAAAAUAGAGAUUUAACUGUAUGAUUGUAGCUAUACUUCUUUCUCAACGUAGCGAUAGAACUAAUGGAAAAUAGCUAUUGAUCUGUCUGAAAGUGGCACAAAAAACUGUAUGACUUUAACUUUGAAAAAUAAAUCCAAUGAAAAGAAUACACAAUGUGGUCAUUUAAAAUGUCAACUGCAGACAGAAGCUCUUCUUGUUCUGUUAGAUCAACAUUCUUUAUGAAAUAUUUCUUUACUUUAACAACAUUGUAUAAAUGAAUACUAUCAACACAGAAAUCACUGGCCAGCACCGACCUCAACACCGUCAUAGAUGCCAUAGAUCCUGACAGACUGAUGGGCCUUGUGGAUGAAUGGGUCCCAAACUACGCCCCGAUACCACCAGGGAAUUAGUAGGUCAUAAGCUGAUUGGACCGGGGCUAGUGUGUAAGAAUAAAUAUAUCCGAGAAUAUGUCACAUGGAGCUGGCAUUAAGUGUCACAACAACAUAAAUAUACACAAUAUUAUUGCGAGACCCGAGGCCUGCAUCAAAUCUGAUGGCCUUAUUUGCACACACCGAUACACACACCCACACACCCACACACCCACACACGACCAUACGGACACGCACAAACUCACCAGGGAUUCUCAAAGCUUUGGAAGCCCCGCCCUUUAAAUAUACUGCUAGAUCUCUUAACCAUCCUGGUGCAAACUAUAUAGUAGGAUUUGGAUCACUGAAUAUGUGUUUAUAUACAUCUCUGUGCACAAAAUAGAACCGUAUUAUCUCACACUUAAGGGUACAGGUGCCAUAGUUUAAGAAUCAUUCAUAGACACCAUACCCUGUUGUGAGAAUGGGGAACGUUAUGUCCUUCUUGCUUAUCAAUAACAUUGUGACAGUCCAUCGAUCAGUUAAACGUUCAAAACCAACACUGCUAAACUUACAACACCAUAAAGAAAGAUUCACUAUAGUCAACAACCGGGGGGGGGGGGGAGGAACAUUACAUAAGAUAAUAUCUAAACAAAUAUUAUCAUACAUAUAUAUAAUUUAUAUAUUUUUAGCCCGCCCCCCCCCCUUUCCCCCCACUCACAUUUCAUAUUGAUUAUGACAUGUUUUUUUGUUUCUACCUAUUUCUUGUAACCUAGCAACGGCGCACCCAUGUUUGAAGAUCCACAACGAGUCAACAAUUUUUUCGAUGACGUCGGUCUAAAUUUAAAUAUUUCCUUUCCAUGGGAAGACGACUCUGAUGUUAUGGAAGAUUUUCAGGUUGGAACCGCUACAGAAUCAAUAUAAGCUAGGGCCUGUACCCGGCCUUGGGCCUGAACGAAGCUCAAGCCUAAACCCAGCUCCGGCCCGAACCCAGGUCCAGGCCCGAACCCAGCGUCGGCCCUGAACCCAUCCCCGGGCCUAAACCCGGCCCCUGGCCUAAACCCAGCCUGGGCCUGUACCCGGCCCCGACACAACCAAUGGUGCCCCUCAUUUUCCGGAGGUUUUGUGCGCAGAGAACUCAGUGUGUGCACCAUAUUAGAGAUGGUGCACAUUUUUAUGCGCAGUGUGCAACAUAUUAGAGAUGGUGCACAUUAUUAUGCGCAUUGUGCACCAUAUUAGAGAUGUGCCCAUUUUUAUGCGCAGUGUGCACCAUAUUAGAGAUGUGCACAUUUUAUGCACAGUGUGCACCAUAUUUGAGAUGGUGCACAUUUUUAUGCACAGUGUGCAACAUAUUAGAGAUGGUGCACAUUAUUAUGCGCAGUGUGCACAAUAUUAGAGAUGUGCACAUUUUAUGCACAGUGUGCACCACAUUUGAGAUGGUGCACAUUUUUAUGCGCAGUGUGCACCAUAUUAGAGAUAUAGAGAUAUAAACAAAAAUAGUUUAUUUCCAGUUUGGGGGACCAACCACCGCCCCCCCCCCCUCUUUCUACACCCCUGGAAUGAUUUACUUCCCACCAGAACAUCUUAAAUGAAAGAAGCCUCAAACACGUGUCUUCACAGAGUGUAUUGAGAAAAGUGUUUAGGGAUGUAUUUAGCUUACGUUGUGAUUGUGCUUUCUUUCAGGGCCAGAAGUUUAAGAGAGAUGUUGAACAGAGCCCCACCACCACAACUGCCAACCCCGGCCCCACAACCUCCAUCACCAGAUCCAACACCACCAGUCUAUACAGGACAGAACAACUCUUCAAAUCUCUCUAUAAUGCCGAAGACAGGUAAAAGCCAUUUCACUGCAGUAAAAUAGUCCUGACAGGUGGGACAUUUCUCAUCGGUCAAAUGGUCCUUGGCUGUGGGACAUUUCACAUUUGUGAAAUAGUCUAGUCAUUACCGGGUGGCAGGGAACAUUUGUGAAAUAGUCCUUACAGGAUGGCAGGGAAGAUUUGUGAAAUAGUCUAGUCCUUACAGAGUGGCAGGGAACAUUUGUGAAAUAGUCCUUACAGGAUGCAGGGAACAUUUGCGAAAUAGUCCUUACCGGGUGGCAGGGAACAUUUGUGAAAUAGUCCUUACCGGGUGUCAGGGAACAUUUGUGAAAUAGUCCUUACCGGGUGGCAGGGAACAUUUGUGAAAUAGUCCUUACCGGGUGUCAGGGAACAUUUGUGAAAUAGUCCUUACCGGGUGUCAGGGAACAUUUGUGAAAUAGUCCUUAUCGGGUGUCAGGGAACAUUUGUGAAAUAGUCCUUACCGGGUGUCAGGGAACAUUUCAGUGAUCCUAAGUUGACAAUAUUUAAGUUUAAUCAUAUUCACUGAUGACUUUUAAGAUUAAUAGCAGAUCUUGAAAGGAAAAUAAAGGCGAUGGAGAUGAGAUGCUUCAGAAGCAUUUUUGGCAUCCGCUAUAGAGACAGUAUCUCCAAUGAUACAGUGAAAAAAGGGUUCGUCAGGCAAUUUGGGCAGUACGAUGACCUCCUGGUGACUAUAAAAAAGCGCAAACUACAAUGGUACGGCCACGUAACAAGGAAACAAGGUCUUAUCAAAGAAAUAUUGCAGGGCACCACAAGAGGAGGGAGAAGAAGAGGAAGGCAAAGAAAAAGAUGGGAAGGUAACAUCAAAGAGUGCACAGGACUAACACUGGGCGAUGCAGUGCAUAGCGGAGAAGACAGAGACGAAUGGAGGAGGAUAGUACACAUGUCAUCUGUGGCGCCCCAACUUCCAAGGACUAAAAGCACACGAUGAAGAUGAUGAUGAUGAUGAUGAUUUUUGGAAAUGUACAGAAAUCUUGAAUUUAUUUUUUUUAUACGUACUAAAUACUAUGUCCAACAGCAUUAAUGUGUUCCUUAUCCACACUGACCACUGGUCAGUCGAUUCCAUGAUUAAUGUCAGGAUUUGUUGCAGUUGGACUCGUGAAGUCAUGGGGCACAAAAUACAGGACUUGCUCAUUCAGUGUUCGUUUGCUGGCCGUGCGUGCAUACAGAGGUUCGUCCUGUGAAUGUGUGGCUAGAAACAUUAUGAUGACGUUAUGUUGAAUCUUAGAUGGAAUUAAACCCCAUGUAAUAUAAUAUUUAAAAAUAAACAUAACUAAUCAUAAAGUAUACAUCCUGUAGCCAGUGACUCCAUACUGACCCAAUCAUAUAACAUACAUUCUGUAGCCAGUGACUUCACACUAACUCAAUCAUAUAACAUAUAUACUGUAACCAGUGACUCCAUACUGACACAAUCAUACAACCUAGCAUCUGUAGCCAGUGACUCCAUACUGACUCAAUCAUAUAACAUACAAUCUCCUAACAGUGACUUCAAAUUGACCCAAUCAUCAACAUACGGGAACUGCUACACUAUCCAAUACUCGCAGUAUGUUAGUCGACGCAGUGGGCCUUCGGACGGUGAGUUGUAUUGUAAAAUAUAUUGUUCAUAGCAUAUAUAUUACAUAACAUAUACAAUAAAUAUAUCACAACAAAAUAUAUAUAUCACAACACUACAGACAACAUAUAUAUAUCACAUAGCAUAUAUAAGAUAAAAUACAUCUAGGACGCAACAAAAGUAGGAGGUAACAAAUAUUGCACGUAACAAAUCUAGGUCGUAUCAAAGCUAGAAUUUAAAACAAAACACUGCAAAAUUUGACAACACUACUACACAGAUGGCAAACAAUGUUCAGAUGGUAAACAAUGUUCAGAUGGCAAACAAUGUUCGACACGUACUUGGUCACGUGGUUUAAACGCAAAUACGGGUAUUUCAAAAAAAGUAUAAGUUAAAGUAGAGCAAUUAAAGUUAAUGGAUAUAAAAACUUGUUAAUUAUUGUAUUUUAUGCUUAAGGGAUAUUUAAAAUAUUCAUUUAUCCAAGGAUAUUUGUACAGACUCAUCUAAAUUAAAGUAAAGCUUUUAUUUGUUUUGUAGGUAAGGAUAAGGCGGAGCCCAUUCAGGUUUUCAUUUCUGAGAGGAGGGGUGAGGGGGGAGGGUAAAAACCAAAACGUGGCCGGCUUGAUAAGGUGUUUAUACCUGGAGGAACCACAGUACAUAGCAAUUGAAAUAAAACCUGAAUUUUCAGGGUGGGGGGGGGGCAAUGCCCCACCUUGAAAUACCCAAAAUGACGCCCCUGGUAAGGAUAUGAUCUUAUUUAUAAUUACAAGACCGUUACUUUGUAGGUCUGGAAGUUAUCUUGUUUUAUGUUACUAUACCCUAUAUUUUGGUAGGUCUGGAAAUGAUCCUGUUCCUAGAGAGUGACGAGUACAUCAAGGGAAUAUCUAGUGGGACGGGUGCGCAGGUAGUCGUCCAUCAGCAGGAGACCGUGCCAUUUCCUGAUGACGAGGGUAUGGCCAUAGCAGCCGGGACUCAGUCAAUUAUAAGUAUCAGACAGGUAAGUGGUGAUGUUGUGGGACCAUAGUUAUCAGACAAGUAAGUGGUGAUGGGGUGGGCCAAAGUUACCAGACAGGUAAGUGGUGAUGUGGUGGAACCAUAGUUAUCAGACAAGUAAGUGGUGAUGGGGUGGGCCAUAGUUACCAGACAGGUAAGUGGUGAUGUUGUGGAACCAUAGUUAUCAGACAGGUAAGUGGUUAUAAGGUGGAACCAUAGUUAUCAGACAGGUAUUUGUUUAUGGCGUGGAACACUAUGUUUAAGCUUUUAUUAUAAUAAUACUAAUAAUAAUAAUAAUAAUAAUAAUAAAGUUCAUUUAACACCCUUCAUCCUAAUUAAGGCUCGUUAAUGUCGUCGAGCGCAUCGGUGCUGUCUCGCCUUUGAUACCAAAAUGCAUCUAAUAGUUGCGCAAUACAUCUAAAGAACAUUAGUCUGAAAGUCGCAGGCAACCAGUUUUAAGUAUCAAAAAUGCUAAUGGGGUUGGGGGGGGGGUGGGGGUGUUGGUGGUCUCAAUGAGGGGUUGACCUUCUUUUUUUGAGACAGGAGCAACGAGCAUAUAUUAUACGUGUUCAACAAAAUAUUCAUGUGAGCCACAUUUCAAGUACCUGUAUAAUGGAAUUUUUUUUUUUUUUUUACACUGACUAUGAGACAUCUGCAUGUCUAUUAAGACUAAAUUUCAACAUAUAGCUGAGGGUAAGAGCUUCAAUAGAUCGAUUUGUAUACAUAAGCUUAUGAUGACUAUAAUCAGAGGCAAAUUUAACUAUGUACUGUAAUUGAUAAACAUAGCCAGUAUCAUGCUUCCACAUACAAUUUUGUAGCUGAACGUUACAGAAAUGACACAGACAUAAUAUGACACACUCUAGAGGUGUUCUAACCAUAAAUGUUUUGCAUGGCAGACUCAAGAGUUGUUCUAACCACAAAUGUCUUGUACGACAAACUUUAGAUGUGUUCUAAUCAUAAUUGUAUUGUAUGACAGACUCUAGCGUUGUUUUAAAUCAUAAAUUUAUUGUAUGACAGACUCUAGGGUUGUUCUUAACCAUAAAUGUAUUGUAUGACAGACUCUUAGAGUUGUUCUAACCAUAAAUUUAUUGUAUGACAGACUAUUGAGUUGUUCAUAUCAUCAUAAUGGCAGGUGGAGAUCGACAGACUCGGGGCGCCCCACGGAAUUUGUACAGACAUCAGAGACUUUAAGACGAAAUACGGUGUCAAAUACACGAGAUUGGUAACAUUACAUUGUCACAUACAUGCCCUGUUAAAUGUUACUAUACAUGUAAUUGUAAACUUGCACUGUCCUAUACAUGUAACAUUACAACGUCGCAUCGAUGUAACAUUAAUCUGUCCUGCUCAUUUAACAUUAUGGUGUCCAAUCCAUGUAACAUUACAGAACAACCAAAUAUAUACUGAAACAUGUUGUUGAAUAUGUUGUUGACACUUACUUCCUAGCAAAUUCCCUUGGUAUUUUUUUUUUUGGCUGCUAUUCUGUAGACGUAGCAACACAUACAACUACAGAUAACUUUCAACUUUGACAACACAUAUAAUUACAGAUAACUUACAACUGUGACAGAUCUGCCAGAAACCAUAUAUCCAUAAUGCCCACAGCCACAGAUCUGUCAGAAACUAUAUAUAUAUAAUGCCCACAGCCACAGAUCUGUCAGAAACUAUAUAUAUAUAAUGCCCACAUCCACAGAUCUGUCAGAAACUAUAUAUAUAUAUAAUGCCCACAUCCACAGAUCUGUCAGAAACUAUAUAUAUAUAUAAUGCCCACAUCCACAGAUCUGUCAGAAACUAUAUAUCCAUAGUGCCCACAUCCACAGAUCUGUCAGAAACUAUAUAUAUAUAAUGCCCACAUGCACAGAUCUGUCAGAAACUAUAUAUCCAUAGUGCCCACAUCCACAGAUCUGUCAGAAACUAUAUAUCCAUAGUGCCCACAUCCACAGAUCUGUCAGAAACUAUAUAUCCAUAGUGCCCACAUCCACAGAUCUGUCAGAAACUAUAUAUAUAUAAUGCCCACAUGCACAGAUCUGUCAGAAACUAUAUAUCCAUAGUGCCCACAUCCACAGAUCUGUCAGAAACUAUAUAUCCAUAGUGCCCACAUCCACAGAUCUGUCAGAAACUAUAUAUAUAUAUAAUGCCCACAUGCACAGAUCUGUCAGAAACUAUAUAUAUAUAAUGCCCACAUGCACAGAUCUGUCAGAAACUAUAUAUCCAUAGUGCCCACAUCCACAGAUCUGUCAGAAGACAUGUGAACAAAUACGAAUACGAGAGAAUUGUGCAUGUUAUGAGGAAAGCCUUAAUGAGGUCAACAGUCUACUCGGAGACGCUUUGGGUCUUCACUCUUGCAGGACUAAACAAGGUAAUGACAAACACGACAAAAGAUCAACAAGAGUGUCUUACAAGGGAGACUUAUUAAGAGUGUCUUACAAGGGAGACUUAUUAAGAGUGCCUUACAAGGGAGACAGCUAGAGGGUCACGUUAGCACAAAACUGUUUAAGGCAAUAGGUAAUACUGACCUGUUUAACCGCGCGGUAAUGUCAGGGUAGUUUCGAGCUUCAAAGGGUAGUUUGGUCAAUGGGUGGGGUGGGGUGGGGGGUGGAUAACGUACUGGUAACGUAAAGAAAUGUACAAGCUGUGGUUCUCCGAUGUGUUGAAGUUUGUCAUUCUUAUUCCAUCAGCUUACGGUGUUAACAAAAAACGUACGGUAUCUUGUUACUGAAAACACCCCAAUUAUUUAUUUCUAAUUGAAAAUAAACCACAGACACGAAAAGAAGAACAGAAAACCUAGUUUUGUUAGGCUCGUCGUAGUGCCGUAGUCUUAGGCUCGUCGUAGUGCCGUAGUCUUAGGCUCUUCGUAGUGCCGUAGUCUUGGGCUCGUCGUAGUGCCGUAGUCUUAGGCUCGUCGUAGUGCCGUAGUCUUAGGCUUAAAAAACGUAGCUACUACGGCGAAAACGUAGGGGUGAACAGGUCUGUUAAUAUGAUUUGGGUUUUGAGUUUUCAGAUCUUUCACUAAUGGGCAUUCUUUUAGUUUUCUAAACUUUAAUUACCAGAUGAUAUGAAUAAUAAAACGACAUACUUAAAAACAAAUAGAAAAAUAUUGUCCAUUUUGAUGUAGUAUUGAUUUCGCUGAUUGUGCAGAGGUGGCAAUCUUACCAACAAAAUUAGUUUGUUUUUAAAACUACAAACACAUCCUUUUUUUUUUUUUUUUUUUUUUUUUUUUUUAGAACGAAAGUUUUUUAAAUUGAUGGAGUUUCAGUUUGGAGCCAACAUUUCAAAGCUUUGUUAAUGUGACAGUCCAUGCAGGUAACUAUUUGUUUUUUUUUAAUUUUUAUUUAUCUUCUUUUUUUUUUUUUUUUUUUUUCUUUUUUUUUAGAACGAAAGUGUGUUAAAUUGAUGGAGCUUCAGUUCGGAGCCAACAUUUCAAAGCUUUGUGAAUGUGACAGUCCAUGCAGGUAACUUCACCUACUCCACUCCACUCUACGCUACUCUACUCCACUCCACUCUACGCAACUCUACAAAGAUCGAUGGAUACAUACUAUAACUAUGGACAUUAAAAUAAUGCAAAUUUGAACGUGGAUUUAACGGUUGUCUUCUGAUAAAACAUCAGCCAGGUGUCUCCUCUUUUAUCUGAUAUAGACUUAUAUAUAUAAUAUAUUAAACUAUUGUUUCUUUUGUCUGCCAGCGAGAAGAAAUAUGAGAAGACACUAACACUUCGUGACUGGCCGAGUCCGUCCUUCGCUGUGAGUCAUUUUUAAGGGAAUAGUUAAAAACAAUUGAAAAACUUAACUACAGCUAGACUUUGGAAUAAUGUACAGCUAGACUUGGGAAUAAUCUAUAGCUAGCUUUAGGAAUAAUCUUCAGCUAGACUUGGGAAUCAUCUACAGCUAGUGGGAAUAAUCUACAGCUAGACUUGGGAAUAAUCUACAGCUAGACUUGGGAAUAAUCUACAGCUAGACUUGGGAAUAAUCUACAGCUAGACUUGGGAAUAAUCUACAGCUAGACUUGGGAAUAAUCUACAGCUAGACUUGGGAAUAAUCUACAGCCAAACUUGGGAAUAAUCAACAGCUUGACUUGGGAAUAAUCUACAGCUUGACUUGGGAAUAAUCUACAGCUAGACUUGGGAAUAAUCUAACACCACAUUUUAAAACCCUAAAAAGUCACAAAGUUUAAGAAGAACAACGGUUCAUCCAAUCAAAUAAAUCCUACAUAAAUUCAAUUUUUUAAAAAUAAAAAUGCCAUGUUACGUAAUGGGGAUCAUUUAUUGUUCACUAAUUCGUGUUUUUUUUGUUUGGUAUCAUCUUAAAAUACAAACCUAUUUCAAAAUAGGCCAACAGCCUUAAUUGUCACCAUUUGUUGUAAUUUAAAACAAAACCAAUACGAUUAUUUUAAAUCAACGAGUUAGCUCCCUCUUAUCUUUGAGGACACAUUCUUAGACGCGUUUGUUUGUUUCAGAGACUAAUUGUGGAAACAAUUUGUAAAGACAAGCACGGGGAGAUUUGUCAACGGUUGAGAGAUAAAACUACAACUGAUCUAGCGUAAGUUGAUGUAAAUAUUGUCCUAAAGACGAAUGUGUUCUUAAAUUAUUAUUAUUAUUUAUUUAUUUUUUUAAUGCAACACACGAACAGUCAAUAAUAAAUCGGCUGACUGUCGAUUUAAGUCAAGAACCAUUACCCCUGGAACAAAAUUCGGCUUUAAUUUUUGCAGUAGCAGUCCUUGUUAGGACUUUAUGAAUGCCUGCUGAAAACGUGUUUUAAGAAAAUUCAAUGUGUUCAAAUACUACUUUAGUACAAUUGGUACCGUGUUUAAUCCUGGUUUUACAAACAGGGCGUAUGUGUCAGAAAUCAGGCAUUAAAUAGUGUGUUCGAUGAGUGUGUAUAGGCCACGUGAUAUCCACCAUUGCAAGAAUUAGACUGUGAGUGGUUUCAGAAAUAUACUAUAAAAAAAUUAAUUAUGAAACAAAAAAAUAAGCCAAAAGAAAACAAAUAUGGCUACCUGCUCAUCUGAAAACUGAACAUUUACAUUUAGUAGAAAAAUAAAGCCAUAGAUUUUAAUAUUUAGUUAGAUUUUUUAAAAAAAAAUUUCAUUACAAAUGUCAGUUAAAACGUAUAUGAUAGUGAGUAAGCUUCUCAGCUGAUUGGCAUCGCUUAUUUACAAUAGGCUUUCCCUGCAUACUGUUCUGUCAAUAGACAUUCCACACACAGUGUUCUGUCAAUAGACAUUACAUACACAAUGUUCUGUCAAUAGACAUUACAUACACAACAUACACAACGAUGAUUUCAAGUGUUCUAAACCUCCACACACACAAAAAUUGAAUUAAACAUUUAACAUUAAUAGAAUUUUUUUUAUGGCGUCUAUUUUUAGCCGUGAAUUUAUCAAACUGAACAUUUACUACGAGGAUCUCAACUAUGAACACUUAUCUGAACAGGCUGAUUAUGAGGUAAUUAAUUGCUAUAUUUAUUUCAACAUUUCCAAGCGCUUUUGAUAAAACUAUGAGGCUUACUUUUGGGGGUCGUCCAUUAACCAAGUCAACAAAAUAGGGGGGGGGGUUUGGAAAUGUUUGAGAAUUGUUGAAAAAGGGGGGGGGGUGGGGUUAGGUUAGUUAACGUCAACAAUCAUGUUUUUUUUUCGAUUAAAAUUUUUAUCCUAAUAGUUGACUGGUUAUUUCAUUAUUUUAAAAAAAAAAGGGGGGGUUUGGAAAUGUUUGAGAAUUGUUGAAAAAGGGGGGGGGGUGGUGUUAGGUUAGUUAACGUCAACACUCAUGUUUUUUUUUCGAUUAAAAUUUGUAUCCUAAUAGUUGACUGGUUAUUUCAUUAUUUUAAAAAAAAAAAUAAUUAGUGCAAAUUAAAGUUAAAUAGGUAUAUAAUUUUUUAGCUAUUUUAAAAUUUUAACUUGUUGAUUAACAAGCUAAAGAAGCAAAAACAAAUUAUUUUCCCUACAACUUUGUGUUAUAAAAUAGAUCAGCAUAAAGUAAAAUGUAUUUAUAUUUUUAUUGAUAUUAUAACUCAAUUUUUUUAUUUUGGUGCGGUGGGUGUAUAUAAUUAUUAACAUAAUUACUUGUGGUGGGGGGGGGGGGUAUUGAAAGUUUGACUUGUCUUUCGAGGUGGGUUUUAUUGCGGGGUGGGGGGAUGACUGAAAAUGAAAUGUAACCCUAAAAGCUAUUUAAAGUAAUGCAGACAGUUCUUACAAAACUUUCCUAAACUAAAGAAAUAGUAUUGAACUCAGCUAAAAUUGUAGAUUUAUAACAUUUAUAACUAGACUGGAACAAAUUAAGUUCCCUUUAUAACUAGAAUGGAACAAAUGAAGUUCCCUUCUAAAUACGUUUAAAAUGUUUUUGAUUAUAUUUCUACUUCUUGUUUUGUCCAGCUGUCCCAGUUUAUGUCUGACAUCGGAGGAACCAUUGGACUUUGGAUUGGACUGUCAGUGCUUAGCAUGUUUGAGUUGCUUCAGCUUUUCCUUGACCUCUUGACCUACGUCACGUGUCACCAGUGGCUGAAGCGAAGAACGAAACAUUACGCUAUUCACCAGACGUAAAGAUAAAUUUCAUGCAUAUUAAAAAGGGAUGUGAC
This is a messenger RNA of Lymnaea stagnalis (great pond snail), 14619 nucleotides long. The record is from the annotation of a GenBank genome assembly. Lineage: Eukaryota; Metazoa; Mollusca; Gastropoda; Lymnaeidae.